Penicillium malachiteum is the source of this 1779-nucleotide messenger RNA. RefSeq lists its product as uncharacterized. Bases 1 to 1779 code for a protein of 592 amino acids. The transcript has a single exon. The record is from RefSeq and is a predicted model, not a curated record. NCBI's taxonomy places the organism in Eukaryota, Fungi, Ascomycota, Eurotiomycetes, Eurotiales, Aspergillaceae.
AUGACCUCUCAUCUCCGCAGGCUUCUACCGGCGACAAUACUGAUUGCCCUCGCAUCAGCAAAAGCAUCCAGUAAUGCGAAGUCCCUGGCCACCGUCUGCACAACCUCGUAUGUCCAGAGUGUAUUGCCCGUCAAUGCCAUCUCAGGAGUACAGAUCGAUGAUGCCUCACUCACAGUGAACGCCGUUUACAAUGUCAGCUUCAUGGGCAGCGAUUUCUUCCCAGAUGCCUACGACCAAAGCUACUGCAAUGUGACCUUUGCCUAUUCCCACGCGGGGAGAGGUGAUUCUGUUAUUGUCUGGUACUGGCUUCCAGCACCUAGCAACUUUAAGAAUCGAUAUCUUUCCACCGGUGGUGGCGGAUACUCUAUUACGUCCACCGAUACCUCAAUCCCAGGAGGUAUCAUAUACGGAGCCAGUGCCGGCACAACUGAUGGAGGCUUUGGUAGCUUCGACACCACCGUUGACAAAGUCGUGUUACUAGGAAAUGGUUCGCUCAACUAUGAGAAUGUCUACAAUUUCGGCCACAAAGCUAUUCAUGAGAUGACCGUUCUCGGGAAGCAGUUGACCCGGAACUUCUUUGACAUGUCUGAUGACGAUAAGUUGUAUGCAUACUAUCAAGCAUGUUCUGAAGGAGGACGUGAAGGGUGGAGCCAGGUGCAGCGCUUUCCAGAAGACUGGGACGGUGCCAUUAUCGGUGCCCCGGCAAUGCGAUACUCUCAUCAACAACUACAGCAUCUCUUUGCUUCUGUCGUCGAGUCGCAUCUCAACAUCUAUCCCAAACCAUGUGCUCUAGAUACACUGACAACAGAGGUGCUCAAUUUCUGUGAUCCGCUUGAUGGGAAGACAGAUGGCGUUGUCAGUCGUUCUGACAUCUGCAAGCUCAAGCUGAAUCUUGACGACUUCAUCGGUCUCAACUAUUCUUGCGCUGCUACACCAGCCUCCACCAAUCCCUACAGCCCUCAGGCAGCUGUGCCAGCCCAGAGCGGCGUAAUUACGCGAGACGAUAUCAUCAUUGCUAAUCACACUCUUUAUGGGCCCCAGACACUCUCUGGCGAGCAAGUUUAUGUAGGCUGGCAGCCUGGUGCCGGCUUUGGGGAUGCCGAUACAGUGUAUGACAAUACUACUGGUAACUGGACCUAUUCACUUCAGUCGUUCGGAAUUCUUUUCGCCUCAAAGUUUAUCCUAGAGCAGAGCGUCUCAACUACGAUUCCCGGCUUUGACAGCUGGACUCCUGAUACACUUCGGGAUAUGAUUUACACUGGAUGGCAAAAGUUUGAAGACUCUCUGCAGACUACAUGGCCAGACCUCACUGCAUUCCACGACGCCGGAGGCAAAGUCAUUCAUUUCCAUGGUGAAUCGGAUAACAGUGUUCCCACAGCCUCUUCUGUACGGUACUAUGAAUCUGUGCGCAGCGUUAUGUUUCCAGAUCUCUCCUAUGAGGAGUCUAUAAAUGCACUCAACAGUUGGUAUCGCUUGUACCUGGUAGAUGGUGCGGCUCAUUGCACACCUGACCAGACACAGUGCAACGGGGCUUUUCCUCAGACGAAUUUCCCCGUCAUGAUUGAUUGGGUGGAAAAGGGAAUUGAACCUGUGACGCUCAAUACCACAGUGCUUAAUACGUGUUCAGUGGACUAUGGCUCCAAUAGCCAGAUCUGUUCGUGGCCGCUACGUCCGAUCUGGGUAAACAAUGGAACUGAAAAGAUCUGCGAAUUCCCUAGCCAGGCGUCACUCGGUACAUGGUUCUAUGACUUGAAUGCCUUCCCAAUGUAUGUUUACUGA